CUCCCUCUCUCUGCCAGGCUCUGGCUGCCAAUGCUGGGACAGGGUUCGCAGUGGCCGAGCCCCAGGUGGCGAUGUUCUGCGGGAAGCUGAACAUGCACAUCAACAUCCAGACCGGCCGCUGGGAGCCUGACCCCUCGGGGACCAAGAGCUGCCUGGACAGCAAGGAGGCCAUCCUGCAGUACUGUCAGGAGAUGUACCCUGAGCUGCAGAUCACCAACUACGUGGAGGCCAACCAGCCCGUCAGGAUCGAGAACUGGUGCAAGAAGGGCAAGAAGCAGUGCAAAGGCCACGCCCACGCCGUGGUGCCCUACAAGUGCCUGGUGGGCGAAUUCGUGAGUGAUGUGCUGCUGGUGCCUGAGAAGUGCAAGUUCUUCCACAAGGAGCGAAUGGACAUAUGUGUCAGCCACCGGCAGUGGCACAGCGUGGCCAAGGAGGCCUGCUCCAAGGGUGGCAUGGUGCUGCACACAUACGGCAUGCUCCUGCCCUGCGGCAUCGACCGCUUCCAUGGCACCGAGUACGUCUGCUGCCCCACGGCCCACCCGGGCGAGCCCGCCCCCAGCUCCCCUCUCUCCCAGGAGGAGGAGGACGAGGAGGAGGAGAUAGACGAUGUGGACGUGGAGGAAGAGGAGGAGGAUGAAGACAUCGUUGAGAGCGUGGCGCCCCCAGAGGAGCCCUCGCAGCAGGGAGGCGUGGAGGCACAGGAGGAUGAGGAGGAGGACGAGGAGGAUGAAGAAGAGCUGGACUACGUGUACGAGGAUGAGGAGGGGGACAGAGACGAGGAAGAGGAGGAGGAGCAGAAGGACACCGAGAGCACACAGGGCAGACCCGACCUUGACCGGACCUUCCAGGAGGUCAAAGCGGUGUGCUCCCUUGCCCCCGAGACGGGCCCGUGCCGCGCCUCCAUGCCGCGCUGGCACUUCGACAUCAGGCAGAGGAGGUGUUUGCGCUUCGUGUACGGCGGCUGUGCUGGCAAUCGCAACAACUUCGACACUGAGGAGUACUGCAUGGAAGUGUGUAACCGCCUGAUCCCACCCACCCCCCAGCCCACUGACGACGUGGACGUGUACUUCGAGACGCCUGCCGACGACAAGGAGCACAGCCGCUUCCAAAGAGCCAAGGAGCAGCUGGAGAUCCGGCACAGGCACCGCAUGGAGAGGGUCCGGAAGGAGUGGGAGGAGGCCGAGCGCCAGGCCAAGAACCUGCCCAAGGCUGAGAGACAAACGCUUAUCCAGCACUUCCAGGCCAUGGUGGAGUCUCUGGAGGAGGAGGCGGCCAGUGAGAAGCAGCAGCUGGUAGAGACUCACCUGGCGCGUGUGGAGGCCAUGCUGAACGACCGCCGCCGCCUGGCCCUGGAGAAUUACCUGGCCGCCCUGCAAGCUGACCCCCCCAGGCCUCACCGUAUCCUCCAGGCCCUGAAGCGCUAUGUCCGAGCGGAGAACAAGGACCGCCAGCACACCGUCCGGCACUACCAGCACGUCCUGGCUGUGGACCCGGAGAAGGCAGCUCAGAUGAAGUCCCAGGUAAUGACCCACCUGCGUGUGAUCGAGGAGCGGAUGAACCAGAGCCUGUCUCUGCUCUACAAGGUGCCCUACGUGGCCGAGGAGAUCCAGGAUGAGAUCGACGAGCUGCUGCAGGAGCAGAGAACAGACAUGGACCAGUUCCUGUCCUCCAUCUCCGAGGCCCAGGCUGAUGUCACCGUGUCCUCCGAGGAGAGCGUGGAGCUUCCGGGAAAACCUUACCGCCCCAUCCGGGUGACAGCGCUGGGGUCCCUGCCUGAGUCCGAGGGCGCCCUCUCCGACCCUCCUCGCGCCAUGAAGAAAGGUUCCGGGAUGUCAGGACUGGACGGCCUGAUGGGAGCGGAGGAGAGAGCCAUCAACAGCAAGGGGAAGAUCGGCAGCAGUGUGGUGAUUGAUGAGUCUCUGGAUGUUAAAGAGGUCAUUUACAAUGCAGAGAGAGUCAACGGUAUGGAGGAUGAGAUGGAAUCCUACCAGCCCCUGGGAGAGGAGUUCAGUUUUGGCAGCAGCGCUCUGAUUGGCCUGCUGGUGAUUGCUGUGGCGAUCGCCACAGUGAUUGUGAUCAGCCUGGUGAUGCUGCGGAAGAGGCAGUAUGGCACCAUCAGCCACGGCAUCGUGGAGGUGGACCCCAUGCUGACCCCGGAGGAGCGUCACCUGAGCAAGAUGCAGAACCACGGUUACGAGAAUCCCACCUACAAGUACCUGGAGCAGAUGCAGAUCUAGCCGGGCCGGCAGGGGGCGCGGUGGAGGCGAGAGAAAAUACUACUGACCUGUAACGCAAAGCGCUCACCUCAAAGGCCAACCAUCUGCAUCGGAACACCCGGCCGGCUCAUUCGAAAUACUCAAAUAAUGCUACUACUUACUUACUACUCUUGUACUGUAGAGCUCAAUUUCUUUUUUUUUUCUUUGUACGUGGAUAGAACAACAAUAUGAGAUUUAAAAUAAUAACGGGAACACACACGUAAAUUAUUUCACGCCGAGAGCUAUGACUGAAUAUGAUUUAUCCUGUUCUUCGGGGGGGGGAGGGGGGGAGGUUAAUUAAUCAUAGAGCAAAGCAAAUAAAGACAACUUCCUAAUGCAAGAAAUUGUACAUGGCUAAUAAAGUCAUAUCUUAUCUUAUGAACUGAUCAGGAAAGACCCUUUCGGGGGUAAGAGAAUAUACAAAGAGUCGAAAAUUGCCACUUUAUCGUUUCCCAUCUCAAACCUGUUCUCAAAAUGACGAAAUAUAUAUAUUAAGAUGUCGAUUUUUUUUAAUAGAGUGCUUGUAUAUGAAGGUUCUUUGUACCGAUUUUGGUGUAUGGUGAAACAAAUAAGAGUACAAAAAAAUCACAAAAACGACUAGAAACCGACCAAAAACCACAAAAACGACUAGAAACCGACCGUGAAUAUUUUUCCGCUCACCGCCACAAACGCGAACGGGAGGAAAAGGCGGUUUUCUUCGUCGAUUCCGUUACCUGUUCCGUUCAUUUCCAGAGACUAAACCGGCUCUGGGCGCUGGCGGUUGUCCGGCGGGUCGCUCAGCCCCGAGCGCGAAGCCCCUCGCGGCGCCGCCGCCCCCCCCUUCUCCUCCUCGCGAGCCUCUGCUUUCGCGCCUUCGUGCGCCGCCCCGUCUCGCGCUCGCUCUGGAAAGUUCUGAGGAGCCCCGCCCCGCUCCGUCUCGCGCUCGUUCUGAACGGCCCCGCCCCGUCUCGCGCCGCUACACCCGUCUCGCGCUCGCUCUGGAAGGUUCUGGAGCGUCCCGCCGGGCCGGGCGCGCGCAGGGCGGGAGACCGCUCAGGCGCGUGUAUGUGUGUUUUGGGGGGACGGAGCGGGACGGGGUGUGGGGGGUCAGGGCUGCGGCUGUCGGGUCCCCGGGGGUCAGAGAGGAUGGGGGGGGUUAAGAGGUGUUCCCCUGAAGAGGCUUCGGCCACGAAAGAGAAAGUGUCGGCAGGGCGGGCGCUAAGGGCUGUCCGCCGCCAGGGGGCGCUGUCCGGGACGGGGUCCCCUCGGGCUGCAGACCAGCCCCCGCUUCUCCGACUGGGGCUCCUCCCGUCCGCACACGCGGCUGCUGAGUUCGGGCCGCACGCGUCAGGUCGCUCAGACCCCCGCCUCUUGCGCCUGGAGCCCCCUUCCUCGCCCUGCACGACCCGCUGUGACAACACGGGGGCCACAGGUGUGCUGGGGGACGUGGGGAGCCCGGGAGUUGUGGGCUAGUUCGCUGGCGGCGCCACACAGCCCUCCGAACCUGUGCGUCCGGGGUGUGACCCUGGCGGGUCCACAUGGGCCGGACCAGGGCUCAGGGCCCGGCUAGUGAGGUCUGGGCCCAGGUUUUCAGAAUUUGAUUAUUUCAUGCUACAGACAUGGAGAAAGAGAGAGAGCUGAAUCAGUUUCGUUUUUGUUUUCAUAGUAGCGUCCUUGUGUGCCUGUAUAGUUGACGUAGCUGUCAUGGCUUUCUCGGAGGAAACCUGUGGCGUGCAUUGUUCUCUAUAUACUUCUCACACUUUUUUGUUACUUUCUUUUUUUAAAAAAAAAAUUAAAACUUUCUUCCUGUGACAGUAUCUCCUCUGUUUGUCGCUGUCCCACUAUGCACCGAAACGGCUUUGAUCUUGUAACGCCUGCUUGAUUGCAGGCCGAAUGAAUGAAUAUCUAUAAAUAUAAAUGUAUGAGAAAAACAAUGACGAUGGUGAUUAUGAUAACUGUAGGGGGAAACACAUCAAUAAACUCACUACUACUUCCAUAGAA
Molecule: messenger RNA, 4235 nt
Organism: Lepisosteus oculatus (spotted gar)
Lineage: Eukaryota; Metazoa; Chordata; Actinopteri; Semionotiformes; Lepisosteidae
Source: RefSeq, a predicted model, not a curated record